UUUAUGGAAUUCACAAAGUUUGAAUAAGAAAAGUAUUUUGGAAAGUGAAAUAUAUAGUGAGUGAUAUGGAAGAAGCAGCAUGAGGUAGGAGCAUCGAAAUUGGCGGCUACGCACGAAUGGCCCUCCCAAAUUUACACUUUUCAAAUCUUCACCCUACAAACCCUCAAUUUCUCAUGUCAUCUCAGCCCUAAUUCAUUCAUUCCAUUUCAUUUCAUUUCGAUCCAAGAAGCGCCAAAUCAUUUUGUAUGGCGUCGUUCCGCAGCAGGAGUCUUCCGUUUGCCUCUUCGCGUCUGAUGCAGAGCACGAAUCCUGUGCAUUCUGGAGCUGUGGAAGGUCGGGUGGGUGGGAACAUACUACGCAGAUUUAGAUCCAUUAUCACUACAGAGGAGCGGGUGCAGAAAUUGGAGAAGGAAGGGACCCAUAUCUUGCAAGAGGAAAUUGCCAAUAUUCGGCAGGCAUUUACUGCUGCGAAAGACAAGUUCCUCAAAAUACCAGAUGCGCUGAAAGAAAUGCCCAAAUUAGAUCCUAAAGGCAUAUAUGUCAAUAAGAACUUGAGAUUGGACAACAUACAAGUGUACGGGUUUGACUAUGACUACACAUUGGCACACUAUUCUGCCAAUUUACAGUGCUUAAUAUAUGAUAUGGCGAAAGAAUAUUUGGUUAAUGAGCUUAGAUAUCCUUGUAGUUGCUUGAAGUUCAAAUAUGAUAAUUCAUUUCCAAUAAGAGGGCUGUAUUAUGACAAGUUAAAAGGAUGCCUGAUGAAGCUGGAUUUCUUUGGAUCAAUUGAGCCUGGUGGAUGCUAUUUUGGCAGACGCAAGCUUACCCGAUCAGAAAUUGACAACUUAUAUGGCACAAGGCAUAUUGGUCGUGAUCAAGCACGGGGGCUUGUGGGUUUAAUGGACUUCUUUUGCUUUAGUGAGGCAUGCCUUAUUGCUGAUAUUGUUCAACAUUUUGUUGAUGCUAAGCUGGAAUUUGAUCCUUCCUAUGUUUACCAAGAUGUCAACCAAGCAAUUCAGCAUGUACAUAGAAGUGGCUUAGUACAUCGAGGAAUCCUUUCUGAUCCACAAAAGUACCUUGUAAAGAAUGGACAGCUACUUCGUUUCCUGAGAAUGCUAAGAGAGAAGGGAAAGAAGCUUUUCUUACUGACAAACUCUCCUUUUUAUUUUGUGGAUGGAGGAAUGCGCUUCAUGCUGCAGGUAACUGUCAUGUCAGAAAGGCAAUGUGGAUUUAUCUGCUCCUUGUACAGUUGCGACUUGCGACAGGACUCAUUGGGAGACCAAGACUCCUGGAGGGAACUUUUUGAUGUCGUGAUUGCUAAAGCCAACAAACCGCAGUUCUAUACAUCAGAGCAUCCUUUUCGCUGUUAUGAUGUGGAAAAGGACACAUUGGCUUUUACUAAGGUGGAUACUUUUCUUCCGAACAAGAUAUACUACCAGGGAUGCUUGAAGGCUUUCUUGAAAAUAACUAAGUGGAAUGGUCCUGAGGUGAUGUACUUUGGGGACCACUUAUUUAGUGACCUUAGAGGGCCUUCAAAAUCAGGGUGGCGUACAGCUGCCAUAGUUCACGAAUUGGAGAAUGAGAUACGGAUCCAGAAUGAAGAUUGUUAUCGUUUUGAGCAGGCGAAGUUACAUAUAAUACAAGAGCUUCUAGGGAAACUGCAUUCUGCUGUUGGUAAGGGCGACGAAUGCGAAGAAUACACAUCUCUUCUUCAGGACCUCAACAACGAGAGACAGAAGGCACGUCAGACUAUGAAAGACAUGUUUAAUAGGUCCUUCGGAGCUACAUUCUUGACGGACACAGGUCAAGAAUCUGCAUUUUCUUACCACAUCCAUCAAUAUGCUGAUGUUUACACCAGCAAGCCUGAAAACUUCUUGUUUUAUCGUCCCGAAGCAUGGCUGCAUGUGCCUUAUGAUAUAAAGAUCAUGCCGCACCAUGUGAAGGUAUCUUCGAGCUUAUUCAGUAGGUGAUCGAUACACACUCUGAACCCUCGAAUGGAAAAGAGAAGCAAUGACCUACCAGUGCUGUAUCAGUUUGAGUCUGAAAUUUAUUCCCAUACCCACAGUUGGCUUACACAGUCAUUAAUCAAAGCAAUAUUUGAGAAGAUUGUCUUCCACCUUUGACGGCCAAGAUUGGCUUCUAUCCAUUCGUUCAUUUUUUGACAACGUAGCUUGCGACUUAGUUAAUGUAUAAUCUCGUUUAGUUUAGAGAAUUUAUGAUGAUUUUUUUUCUGCAUCGUCGUAUUUAGUGUCGCAAUAAUGUUCGAAUUAGUCAUGUUAUAGUAGUAUGACGUAUGGCUUAUUUAUAGCUUCCAGGACAUGUAAUGUCAGAUUCGUUGAAGUUUUGGAAUAAAUGUCCAUUUUUGUUGAUUAAAA
Messenger RNA from Salvia splendens (bonfire salvia), 2372 nucleotides. Its product is annotated as 5'-nucleotidase domain-containing protein DDB_G0275467. Gene Ontology annotation, molecular function: 5'-nucleotidase activity. The record is from RefSeq and is a predicted model, not a curated record. The transcript has 14 exons. NCBI's taxonomy places the organism in Eukaryota, Viridiplantae, Streptophyta, Magnoliopsida, Lamiales, Lamiaceae. Bases 246 to 1967 code for a protein of 573 amino acids.